Messenger RNA from Penicillium canariense, 1041 nucleotides. Its product is annotated as ketopantoate reductase family protein. Gene Ontology annotation, molecular function: 2-dehydropantoate 2-reductase activity. Lineage: Eukaryota; Fungi; Ascomycota; Eurotiomycetes; Eurotiales; Aspergillaceae. Bases 1 to 1041 code for a protein of 346 amino acids. Gene Ontology annotation, biological process: pantothenate biosynthetic process. The record is from RefSeq and is a predicted model, not a curated record. The transcript is spliced from 2 exons. Gene Ontology annotation, cellular component: cytoplasm.
AUGGGAGAGCAAAAGGCCAGAGUCCUCAUUGUCGGUACUGGAGGUGUCGGCACGCUAGCAGCCUAUGCUCUCGAACAGGGCGGCAAAGCUGAGGUCACAGCGGUGAUGAGAUCUAAUUAUAACGCCGUGCAAAAGAACGGCAUCAGCAUUAAUUCCGCCCAAUAUGGCAACGGUAUUAAGGGGUGGCGCCCCACGCGCAUCUGCAAGGUCGUUCCCAACACCGCAAAGGAGAACCUCCCUCCCUUCGAUUUCAUUCUUGUAACGACCAAGAACAUCCCAGAGAUCUCACCAACCGUGUCCGAUAUCAUUGCUCCUGCUGUCACCCCGCACAAAACCGCCAUUGUGCUCUGUCAGAAUGGAAUCAAUAUUGAGAAACCUCUCAUCUCCUGCUUUCCCACCAACCCGAUAAUCAGUAGUGUUUCUUACGUCAGUGCUACCGAGAUAUCACACGGUAGUAUCUUGCACGAUGGUCAGGAUGAGCAGACAAUCGGCGCUUUCCACAAUCCCGAUGUACCGGCCCAAGUUGCGGAAGAGGCAGCCAAGCGUUAUAUCGAUAUCUACAACCCCGAUGGUAAGAUCGAUGUCACUUUUGACGCAGAUGUUCGUCGCGUUCGAUGGCGCAAGCUACUCUAUAAUGCCUCCUUCAACCCAGUUGCGGCCAUCUUGCGCAUGGACACACCUCGUAUGCGCAUGAGCAGCCACGUCAUUGAUGAUCUCAUCCGGCCGAUCAUGAAGGAAGUGCUCGCUGCUGCCCGGGCUGAUGGUAUCACGGAUUUUCCCGAGGACCUCCCGGAGAUUUUGAUCCGCGUCGACCCAAUCGGCAGUGCUUUCAAGCCGUCCAUGUGCCAGGAUAUUGAGAAGGGCAAUCUGAUCGAACUAGAAAACAUUGUGGGUGAGCCUCUGCGAGAGGGAGAAUCCAAGGGCGUGGCUAUGCCCACACUACGCACUAUCUACGGAUUGCUCAAGGGCAUGCAGCUCAAAGUCAAGGAAAGUAAGGGCAUGUGGGAGCCCAAGUUUGGGUCCGAGAAUCCGUAUCAAUGA